Molecule: messenger RNA, 2994 nt
Organism: Hordeum vulgare subsp. vulgare (domesticated barley)
Lineage: Eukaryota; Viridiplantae; Streptophyta; Magnoliopsida; Poales; Poaceae
Product: probable LRR receptor-like serine/threonine-protein kinase At1g05700
Exons: 13
Coding region: 3-2828 (941 amino acids)
Biological process (GO): protein phosphorylation
Molecular function (GO): protein kinase activity; protein binding; ATP binding
Source: RefSeq, a predicted model, not a curated record
CAAUGGAGCGACCAACGCCGAGAACAAUCGCAAUGGUGGCACGGUUGCUUCUUCUCUGCCUCGCUGCCGCUGCCACCAGCGGGGGACUGCAUGCUCAUGCUCAGCUUGACAACAAUGGUUUUAUAAGCAUAGACUGCGGUUUUCCGGGGCAAACAGGCUAUGUGGAUAACAAAACCACCUUAUUCUACACAACAGAUGCCGGCUUCAUCGACGCCGACGCCGGCAUGAACCGCAAUAUCUCCGUGGAGUUCAUCAACCCGCCGAUUCCCACGAGCUGGCACAGCGUGCGUAGCUUCCCCGGGGGCACGCGCAAUUGCUACACUCUCAUCUCACUCGUGUCCGGGCAGAAGUACCUCAUCCGGGGCAAGUUCUUGUACGGCAACUAUGAUGGCCUCAACAGGCUACCCAUCUUCGACCUCUACAUCGGCGUUAACUUUUGGACGACGGUGAACAUCCCAAAAGCCGACACAGCGGUAUAUGCAGAGGCCAUCAUGGUCAUGCUGGUUGAUUCCGUCCAGGUUUGCUUGAUGAACACUGAAAGCGGGACGCCGUUCAUCUCCGGGCUGGAUCUGAGGCCGCUCAAGACCAAGCUCUACCCAUUGGCCAACGAGACACAGGCCCUGGUCCUGCUACACAGGUUUAACUUCGGACCGACUGAUGGAACAGUUAUCAGGUACCCUGAUGAUCCUUAUGACCGGAUAUGGUUCCCCUUUGUGGACGCGACAGACUGGAAUGAGAUAUCAACAGAGAUGAAGGUGAACACUGAUGACAGGCUAUUCGAGCCACCCCAGGCAGUGAUGCAGACGGCCAUCUCACCGCGGAACGUCUCCAGGAACAUAGAGUUUACCUUGGGCCUCGACAGUUUCCCUAGUGACCACUCGCUGGGGUACAUCUAUGCGAUGUACUUUUGUGAACUUCAACAACUACCCCGUAAUGCACUACGGCAGUUCUUCAUCUACAUUAAUGGCUUCCUGGGGAAAACGGCGACCACAAUAGCCUUCACUCCAGCAUACCUUGCGGAGGGUUCCCGCUACUCACUUGAGCCCUUUCCAUAUAGUCAGUACAUGGUCUCCCUCGUAGCCACCGCUAACUCAACGCUGCCCCCCACCAUAAGCGCCAUUGAGCUAUUCUCCGCUAUCCCAACCACCACCUUGGGCACAAACUCACAGGACGUAUCUGCCAUCACGGCGAUCAAGGAGAUGUACCAGGUGCACAAGAACUGGAUGGGUGACCCAUGCGUUCCCAAGGCUUUGGGCUGGGAUGGCUUGACCUGCAGUUAUGAUGUUUCCAAACCUCCAGCGAUUACAAGCGUAAACAUGUCUUUCAAUGGUCUGCAUGGUGCUAUAUCGCCAAAUUUCGUAAAUCUCAAGGACGUCCAAUACAUGGAUCUUUCAAACAACAACUUGACAGGAUCAAUUCCAGAUGCCCUUUCACGAUUACAAUCAUUAGUACUUUUAGAUCUCUCAAACAACAAGCUGAAUGGAUCAAUUCCUUCUGGACUUCUCAAAAAGAUUCAAGAUGGCUCCUUGGAUGUGAGAUAUGGCAACAAUCCCAGCCUUUGCACUAAUGGCAACUCAUGUCAGCCUGCCAAAGGGGGCAGCAAACUAGCCAUCUACAUAGUUGUUCCUGUACUUGUGAUUGCAGUGUUAGUAUUAGUGCCAAUACUAAUCUUUCUGUGGCAUAGGAAAAGAAAGCAAGCUGCCGACAUAGGAACCAUCGGUGUAAGGCUGGCAAGUGAUGGUGAUGGGAAUAGUUCACUUCGACUUGAGAACCGUCGGUUCACGUAUAUGGAACUGAACACGAUAACAAACACCUUCCAGCGAGUGCUUGGCCAAGGAGGGUUCGGGUCUGUCUUCCAUGGCAUCCUAGAAAAUGGCACUCAGGUGGCAGUAAAGUUGAGGUCUCAUUCUUCAAAACAAGGAGUCAAACAGUUCCUCGCAGAGGCUCAAGUUUUAACGCGGAUUCAUCACAAGAACCUUGUCUCUAUGAUUGGUUACUGCAAGGAUGUAGAUCACAUGGCACUUGUCUAUGAGUACAUGCCUGAAGGAACCCUACGUGAGCAUAUUGCGGGCAAGAUUGGACGAGGUUUACCCUGGAGACGACGACUGCGAGUCGCACUUGAAUCUGCGCAAGGGCUGGAGUACCUACAUAAGGCGUGUAACCCACCUAUAAUGCACAUGGAUGUUAAAACUGCCAACAUCUUGCUAAAUGCAAGGCUUGAGGCCAAGAUUGCCGAUUUUGGCUUGUCCAAGGCUUUCAACUGGGACGAUGGCACCCAUAUAUCCACCAACACCUGUGCCGGCACACCAGGAUAUGUAGAUCCAGAGUAUCAGAGAACAAUGCAGCCAUCAACCAAGAGCGACGUGUACAGCUUUGGUGUCGUGCUGCUAGAGCUAGUCACAGGGAAGCCGGCCAUCUUGUACAACCCUGAGCCUGUUAACAUCGUCCAUUGGACACGACAGCGACUUGCACGAGGUGACAUUGAGGGUGUUGUAGAUAUGCGUAUGCAAGGGGAUCAUGACAUCAAUGCCGUUUGGAAGACUACGGACAUUGCGCUCAUGUGCACCGAGCAAGCGCCCCCGCAACGGCCCUCCAUGACUGAUGUCGUGAUGCAGUUACAGGAGUGCCUUGAUCUCGAGGAGAGACGCAUAGGAGAUGAUGAUGAAUUCUUCACCGACCAUGGCGGUGGUGGCACGGACCCAAGCAUGAGUUACUACGCUGCCAGCAACGAGUCCAGUGAUGUACGCCAGAGCAACAUUGCGUUUCAGAUUGAGCAUAAUUAUAGGAUACGUCCACAAAUGGAUACCAGUCCUGCACAAAUACGAUGAAGACAUCUUUGCCAAUCCAGUCAACUAGCCACCAUGGAUUCUCUUAUUUCAUGAUCAGAUCUCUGUGAGAUUUUUUUUAAGAUGUUUGUUAUACGUAGUUGAGUGAUGCUAUCACCAUAUGAAGAGGCUAGUUCAAUGGUUUUUUCAGUUAAGAUUCCCUCGGUUU